AUGAUCAAGCUGAAUGAAACCUCACAGAGCCAGGUGACUGAAUUCAUCCUCAUGGGCAUUACAAAUCAUCCUGAACUGCAGGGUUCCCUCUUUGUUGUGUUUCUCCUCAACUACAUGGCCACAGCUGUGUGCAACCUGGGCCUGAUCAUCCUAACCAGGGUGGAUUCCCACCUCAACACCCCCAUGUACUUUUUCCUCAGGCAUCUAGCAUUUGUUGAUCUUGGCUAUUCCACAGCUAUUGGGCCAAAAAUGCUAGUCGGUUUCACAGAGGAGAAAAAUAUCAUUUCUUAUAAUGGAUGUGCAGCCCAGCUAGUUUGCUUUGCUAUAUUUAUCACCAGUGAAUUUUUUAUGAUGUCAGCCAUGGCAUAUGACCGCUAUGUGGCUAUCUGUAAGCCUCUCCUCUACGUGGUCAUCAUGUCAGACAGGGUAUGUUGGAUCUUCGUGGCUAUCUCAUAUCUCUAUGGCAUCAUGGUAUGUCUUGUCAUCACAACUGAGACUUUUAAAUCAUCUUUCUGUGAAUCAAACAUAAUAAGACAUUUCUACUGUGACUGUCUUCCUCUAUUGUCCAUUGCAUGCUCAGACACAAGUGAGACUGAACUAAUCAUUAUGACCUUUGCUGCACUUAAUUUGGUUUCUUCCCUCUCGAUUAUUCUCAUCUCCUACAUGUUCAUCCUUGUGGCCAUCCUCAGGAUGAACUCUGCUGAGGGGAGGCAGAAAGCCUUCUCCACCUGUGGCUCUCACCUCACAGUGGUGGCGGUGUUCUAUGGGACACUUCUAUUCAUGUACCUUCAACCCCAAUCCAGCCAUUCCUUUGACAAAGAUAAGAUGGCCUCUGUCUUUUACACUCUGGUCAUCCCCAUGCUCAACCCUUUGAUCUAUAGCUUGAGGAACAAAGAGGUGAAAGGUGCCUUGAAAAGACUCUUUAAAAAAUUAUGUAAGCAUUCUCUGUAA
Trichosurus vulpecula (common brushtail) is the source of this 951-nucleotide messenger RNA. RefSeq names its product olfactory receptor 8K1-like. The transcript has a single exon. Gene Ontology annotation, biological process: G protein-coupled receptor signaling pathway; sensory perception of smell. Lineage: Eukaryota; Metazoa; Chordata; Mammalia; Diprotodontia; Phalangeridae. The record is from RefSeq and is a predicted model, not a curated record. The coding region runs from base 1 to 951 and encodes 316 amino acids. Gene Ontology annotation, molecular function: odorant binding; olfactory receptor activity; G protein-coupled receptor activity. Gene Ontology annotation, cellular component: membrane.